Molecule: messenger RNA, 1027 nt
Organism: Spirodela intermedia
Lineage: Eukaryota; Viridiplantae; Streptophyta; Magnoliopsida; Alismatales; Araceae
Source: the annotation of a GenBank genome assembly
AUGGCCAAGGAAGAAGACGUGAAUGUGUGUCGGCGAACCCCAAGUCUCUCUUCUUGUUUUCCUCUUCUUCAAACUCUGUUCUCUCCUGCUGGAUGAUGACAAGGGUAUUUCUCGCUGGAUCUCUUCCAGAAGAUCGAGUUGAAGGUCACUGGAAACUGCUGUGAAGGUUGCAAGAAGAAGGUGAUGAAGGCCCUCAGCAUUAAAGGUAACAGCAGAAAUUUAAUCUCCCCGCAAGCUUCAAAACCUUCUUGAGUUUUGUUAUAUGGUUCCCUUGUCCCGUUAUGUCAUAGUACUCCUUUCAACAUGAUAGCGUCAUUCAACUCUACUAAUCGACGAUGAUUUAGAGUAAGCAAUAACAUAUAAUCAGAGACUGAUAUUCACAACUUCAACUCACCAUGGUCUUCAAUGGUGUUAAGGCGUUCUGAAGGCAGAUAUCCACCCAACGCUUUCCAAGGUCACCAUCCUGGGCAACGUCGAGCAGCAGAUUCUCAUAAAGAGGCUGGCGAAAUACGGGAAGAGAGCAGAACCAUGGCCGGCGGAGCCGAAGAGGAAAGUGGAAGAAAAGAAACCCGAGCACAAAGAGAAGCAAGUUGUGGACGUCCCCGUCGCAGAUGGGAACCAGAACGCCAAGAAUGUCAAGAGAAAGGAUAACAGCCAAAGCGACAACCAUGGCAGUGGAGAUGGUGGCGAUAAAGCAGAGAAGAUGGUCUACACGGAGCCAGAGUUUCUAAAGAACGUAGUAAAUCCUACGUAUACGGCAGUUCCUCUACUCUCAACAGCCACAAAUCUUCCUCCAGUGAGCUACAUAGUCAACUCAGGUGGAACUCCAAGUGCCCGUGUCUACUACGCCGUGGAAGCUUACCCCUCAGCAGCGUACUACGCCGGAUGCGCGGGCGGGGCUGUUCCGCCGCCACACUGUUGCACUCGGGAUCCCUACCGGCACUGUCCACCGGCGCCCCCGGUCGGCCUUUCGCAGUUUGGAGAAUACUUCAACGACGAGAACACGGCCGGGUGCGGCGUGAUGUGA